This is a messenger RNA of Myodes glareolus (Bank vole), 3155 nucleotides long. It is a transcript of the gene Setd7, whose product is annotated as SET domain containing 7, histone lysine methyltransferase. NCBI's taxonomy places the organism in Eukaryota, Metazoa, Chordata, Mammalia, Rodentia, Cricetidae. The record is from RefSeq and is a predicted model, not a curated record. Gene Ontology annotation, molecular function: chromatin binding; protein binding; histone H3K4 monomethyltransferase activity. Gene Ontology annotation, cellular component: chromosome; nucleus. Gene Ontology annotation, biological process: peptidyl-lysine monomethylation; heterochromatin organization; regulation of DNA-templated transcription.
CUGGGAAACUGGAUUGUGGAGACGACGCUGGGCUUUGGGGGGCAUCUACGCUUCUGUGCGCGCGGCACUUGGUAGCUCCGGGUGGUGGCAAGCUGGGUGAAGUGGGAGCGCGAGGGCGAGAGGAAGUCAAGGCUCAGAAGCAUCAGAAAACGCUUCCUUAGCUCUGCGUGAGCUCUAACUAUCCUGGAGGGGUUUAGUGGUGGGAAAACCCUGCACCGCGCAUUUCCAAGUCACCGGUGGCUACGCUCCGAGACCCCGACAACCCCAGGGCGGAUACCCCAGCGAUACUCAGUGCUAUUGAGCAGCAGGCAGCGACCAGGACCGCGUGGCUGUCGCGCGGCGCGCUAAGCCAAAAGGUAAACGCCGCCGGGCCUGCCCACAGCCUAGCAGAGGCGGCGCGGCCCCGAAGCGCCUUCGGUUCUAAGGAUCUUCACUUCUGGGAAAGGACAGGGAACUGUCAAUCAACGAGGGAGGGAGCGCACCGGCGCCGGGUGAUGUCAGCGGAUCAGCUGCUCCACAACAAAGAGGGGGCAUUACAGGAGAAAGUUGCCGCGGUCGCUGCACCCCGGAGCCUUGGGGACCGGGGACGAAGGGAGGAGGGACGGCGGCUGCGACAGCCGCGGCAGGCCGAGGAAUUGAAAGGACUGUAGGGGGAGGCAGCGCGAACCGCCUCGACUGCUCCUCCUCUUCCUCCCCCCUCCUCCUCCUCCUCCAAACUCGCAGGGCUUAGCCCCAGCGCUCGCUCAGCCGCCGCGAGCACCCGGAGAGACGGGAACCGGCCGCACUGCCCGGUGCUGGGCAGGGUCGCAGCCGCCAUGGAUAGCGACGACGAGAUGGUGGAGGAAGCCGUGGAAGGGCACCUGGACGAUGAUGGGUUACCACAUGGGCUCUGCACCGUCACCUACUCCUCCACAGACAGAUUUGAGGGUAACUUCGUGCACGGAGAAAAGAAUGGACGCGGGAAGUUCUUCUUCUUUGACGGCAGUACCCUGGAGGGAUAUUACGUGGAUGACGCCCUGCAGGGCCAGGGUGUAUACACCUAUGAGGAUGGAGGUGUUCUCCAAGGCACAUAUGUGGAUGGUGAGCUGAACGGACCAGCCCAGGAGUAUGACACCGACGGAAGGCUCAUCUUCAAGGGACAAUACAAAGACAACAUUCGACAUGGAGUGUGCUGGAUCCAUUACCCGGAUGGGGGCAGCCUGGUCGGGGAAGUCAAUGAAGAUGGGGAGAUGACUGGAGAGAAGAUAGCCUAUGUCUACCCUGAUCAGAGGACUGCGCUCUACGGAAAGUUUAUUGAUGGAGAGAUGAUCGAAGGGAAACUGGCCACCCUCAUGGCCACCGAAGAAGGAAGGCCACACUUUGAAGUGACAUCUGGAAGUUCCGUGUACCACUUUGAUAAAUCGACUUCCUCCUGCAUCUCCAGUGAUGCCCUCCUUCCAGACCCUUAUGAGUCCGAGAGGGUUUAUGUUGCUGACUCUCUCAUCUCCAGUGCCGGAGAAGGACUGUUUUCCAAGGUAGCAGUGGGACCCAAUACUGUUAUGUCUUUUUAUAAUGGCGUCCGAAUUACACACCAAGAGGUGGACAGCAGGGACUGGGCCCUAAAUGGGAACACUCUCUCCCUUGACGAGGAAACAGUCAUUGAUGUGCCCGAGCCCUAUAACCACGUAUCCAAGUACUGUGCCUCCUUGGGACACAAGGCGAAUCACUCCUUCACGCCAAACUGCAUCUAUGACAUGUUUGUCCACCCCCGUUUUGGGCCUAUCAAGUGCAUCCGCACGCUGCGAGCUGUGGAGGCUGAGGAAGAGCUGACCGUUGCCUACGGCUAUGACCACAGCCCUCCGGGGAAGAGUGGGCCCGAAGCCCCCGAGUGGUACCAGGUGGAGCUGAAGGCCUUCCAGGCCACCCAGCAAAAGUGAAAGACCUGACCCUGGGGUCCAGAGACCUGGAGUGGAAACUUGGAUCUAUGCACUACAUUUAUCUGACAACGGGACAACCAGGGACUGUUCAUGCUGUGACGUCACAUCCUCUCACCCUGCGUUAGCAACGACUCUCUCGCAUACUAACUAGGUUUGACUAUUACUCAUACCAGAUUUAAAAUUAGCUAGCCUUGCAGCAACGCCCUACGGAGAGGUACUGUCGAACUGUAGACAGCUUGAUGUUCUUUGAUGGUUGAAGUCUAAAUCUGGACCACGUUCAGAGAUACCAAAUGAUUCAGCUGAUAAAGGGAAAUGGGAUUCUUUGGUCAUUUUUUUGUCGAUGGGGUUUUUUUUUUUCAUGAUGUUUUUUUCUAUGGCCAUUGCAAACGGUGUUCAGUCACCCUUGCAUGUUGCCAUCUGCGGGGCAGGAAGUGAUUACAUCUUUAUAUAAAUGUAGGGUCAUUUGCCUUUUAACCUUUGAUCUGUAUCUUGCAAUAGAAUGGCUUUGUUUUUGUUGUUAUUCUCCUAGUGAACUGAAGCCCAGUCUUUUGAGCCUUUUCGUUAGCCUCACUCCCUACCUUAGCUAUCCUUUACGAGAGAGAGCUUCCCAGUGGACUCUGCCUUCACAGCAGUGUCUAAGUCUCUCUUAGUUCUUUCUCUAGCAUCUCAUUCUUAUGUCCUAAUAUAAAGUCCUGGCUCAUAGGGCCAGACUGUUAUUAUAGACUUAUUAUUCUCGCAUGUAAACAAAGAUACCUUUGCUUUCAGAUGUGAGAAGAAGCGAAUCUGCUUUGUCUGCGUUAAGUUACGAAGGAGCUGUAAGAUGCACUUUCAGGAAGAAGAGAGGAAAAUUAGUGUGUCUAAGCAGUCAUCGUGAUAGUUUUGCAGUAUAUUCAGUAGUGCUGGCAAUCUUUUCUCCUCGGGUACACAUUCAUUGUACAUAACCUAGCGCAGUCUGGCUUGCGGCACGGCUCUCUGAAUUCAAACUACAACAGCCAACGUGCAUUCCAACACGGACUGCAGAAUGCUCCCCGACAGCAGUGCCAGGAAGACAGACGCGCUGAUGGCUAGGUGCGAAUCAGAUCUGUAGCUAAAGCUUUCUCCCCACCGUGAUCUCAGAGCACUUAACAGGCUCUGCAAGCCAAGAGUUCACGCCUGUGCGGUCUCUACCAAUAGUAUAUUGCCACCUCACAAGCCAUAUGUAAUCACAACUGCAGAAACACCGAGGGAAAAAAAAAAACA